Molecule: messenger RNA, 1168 nt
Organism: Fusarium graminearum PH-1
Lineage: Eukaryota; Fungi; Ascomycota; Sordariomycetes; Hypocreales; Nectriaceae
Exons: 1
Coding region: 73-1062 (329 amino acids)
Cellular component (GO): cytosol
Molecular function (GO): aldose reductase (NADPH) activity
Source: RefSeq, a predicted model, not a curated record
CUUGACCUGACCCGACCUAACCUACACUCAUACCCCAUCACUCUUACCAAUUCUUCCUCAAGCACCAUCAAAAUGUCCGUUUCCAACAAGACUGUCUUUACCCUCAACAAUGGUGUCAAGAUGCCCGGUGUGGGCUUUGGCACCUUUGCUAACGAGGGCGCCAAGGGCGAGACCUACAAGGCUGUCAUUGCCGCCCUCAAGACCGGCUACCGACACCUCGACUGCGCUUGGUUCUACCUGAACGAGGGCGAGGUUGGCCAGGCCGUCCGUGAUUUCCUCGCCGAGGACAACGGCGUCAAGCGCGAGGAUCUCUUCAUUUGCACAAAGGUCUGGAACCACCUCCACGAGCCUGAGGAGGUCAAGUGGUCAUUCGAGAACUCUCUCAAGAACUUCGGCCUUGACUACAUUGACCUCUUCCUCGUCCACUGGCCUAUCGCUGCCGAGAAGGGCGACGACUACCAGCCCAAGAUCGGCCCUGAUGGCAAGUACGUCAUCAAGAAGGAUCUCACUGAGAACCCCGAGCCCACAUGGCGCGCCAUGGAGGAGAUUUAUGCUAGUGGCAAGGCCCGUGCCAUUGGUGUCUCCAACUGGACUAUCGACGGCCUGAAGCAGCUCAUGGCCUUCGCAAAGGUCAAGCCCGCCGUUAACCAGAUCGAGAUUCAUCCUUUCCUGCCCAACGAGGAUCUCGUCAAGUUCUGCCUCGAGAACGACAUUCUCCCCGCUGCUUACUCUCCCCUCGGUUCCCAGAACCAGGUCCCCACCACUGGUGAGACCGUCCGCUCCAACAAGACCCUUAACGAGGUCGCCGACCGUAGCGGCAACACCCUUGCUCAGGUCCUCAUCGCCUGGGGUCUCCGCCGCGGCUACGCUGUUCUGCCCAAGAGCUCCACUCCCUCUCGCAUUGAGAGCAACUUCCAGAUUCCCAGCCUGUCCGACGAGGACUUUGAGGCUGUCCAGAGCGUUGCCAAGGGGCGACACACCCGUUUUGUCAACAUGAAGGACACCUUUGGCUACAACGUCUGGCCCGAGGAGACUCCCGAGAACGGAACCGCUAUUGCUUAAAGCCGGUUAUGAAGUUAUGAAGCGAUGUAUACCCUAAACAAAGAGCAAGAAAUGUGUAUUAUGGCGUUUUAUUGCGGAAACAAAAGUUUAGUCUAAGAAUUUAUUC